AUGGCCCUCAGAAGGCCAGAGCAGUACAUGACCAAAGCUGACACGGUGAAAGAGGGGCACCAACCGCGCCUGAUGCUGGAAAGUAAACACCCCCCUACCCUCCCCGCUAUCCUCUGCUCUCCUCUUCUCUAUGGAGCAGAAAGUUGGAGCAGCUAUGUAAAUUAUGAAGUUAUAACAGGGAACAAAGUAGAAUCAUUCAUCCUCAGGCUGAAUCAGAGAAAGGAGGCCAGUGUGAUAAGCAGCAUGCUGCCUCAAAGGAGUGCUGUCGCCACGCUGGGCUACAGCUCAGACUGUGGGAAGAUGGAACACAGCAGCAGCAGCUCGGUGGGUGGGACAGUGCUGAGGGGCUCCCGCUCUAAGGCAGAGCUCCAGGAGCUGAUGGAGACGCUUCAGCGCAGGAAGAGCGCUCUUGAGGCCAGCCUGAGGGCAGCAGAGUGCAGCCGCAAGUACCUCAGUGUACCUCCACCUGUGGGCUCUCAGCCCACCAGGCCUCUGUCAGUCCUGAGCAACACAGAUAGACCCCCAUCGGCCUCCAGAACUUUUUCUUACAUUAACAGCAGCAGUGUUCCUCCGUCACCACGCCAAGGUGAGCGCCAGCUCAGCCCCAAUGGCUUUCAUCGCCAUUCCCACUCCCGCCACCAGUCACAAGACAGUCUGCUCACAGAUGGAAGCUCUCUGCUCUCCUCUUACGGGCCACCUGUGCCUCGGUCUCCAAGAGUGAAAAGUGGAGCAGCCAGUGUGCCAUCCAGCCCUCGCAUGGGCCGCAGACUCUACUCUCAGGGCAAACCUGGAGACCCUCGUCAGAGAAAAUACUCCACCGGCUCCCUCAACAGCCUGGGGAUGCACAGCCGCUCUCUGCCACGGCUUCACAAUGCAGCUGACCCCCCUGCUCUGUCACUGCCAUCACGUCACUCGGUGGGUUCCCACAGAGGAGUAGGGACAGCAGGGCAGCGUCGGAGUCUCUCCUCCCUGGAGCAGCCACCUGAUGUGACAGUACCAGCCAGCAUGCCCAGCACUCCCAGGAGGGCCAGCCUGGCCUCUUUGAGCUCUUUGGGUGUAGAUCUGGAUGGGACGGGUUUGGAUCUGAGCUUUGGAGAAAGGAGGCUGUCUUUUGGGAAGGGUGGGUUGAGUCCAGGACAAAGGGUGGGCAGCAUCAGCUCCCUGAAUGGGAAAGAGGAGCUUAGCAAUUAUCACCAGCAUCAGAGAGAUGAGCGGCUCAGAGAGCAGAAAGUGCAGAGAUUGGAGUGCCAGCGUCUGGAGACUAUCUUAAAUCUCUGCACUGAGCUGGGUCAGGUGGAGAGAGAGCCAGCGGUCUCAGCUGUUUCCGACCUGCAGAAGAUCAAUAAAGAGCUGGAGAAGCUGCAGGUGUCCGACGAUGAGUCAGUGUUUUCUGACUCACCAAGCAGCACGGCUCCAGAGAGCAGCUUUGGGGCCAAAGCCAGCAGAGACUUCCAGCUGUCAGAGGAGCAGCAGGUCAGCCAGCGUCAGCAGAGUGGAUACAGAGAGGCCAGGUCUCACUCACCUGCUGUCAGUCUAAACAGCAGUGCUCCUUCACCCUCCACCCACCACAGAACCAAGGCUUUGGAGAGCAUUCAGCUGAAGCAGGAAGUAACGCAGAUAGAGGAGGAGAGGAUCCAAGUUCUGAACAACGUUGAGGAGCUGGAGCAGAAGAUCAAAGACCUCGACAACCAGAUGGAGGAGUCUGUCAGAGAGGUGGAGGUGGAGUUGGCUCUUCUGGAGGGGGAACAGGAGUCAGAGAUGACCCAGCUGCAGAGAGAAAAGGAGCUUCUGGACAAACUCAAGGAAAAGAUUCACAGCAAUGAGAGGACCAGCCACACUGAAAAGUCACAGGAGGCAGAGGAGCAGACAAAAAGUCUGGAGGAUUUGGAGUUUCAGAAGCUGGAGCAAGAAAUUAAUCAGGGCGAGGAAAAAGAGAACGAGAGCCAAGAGCUGCUGCGAGAGAUCUCCGAGUAUCAGCGUCUCAGUGUAACACGCAAGGAAAGACUCAUAACGCUAAAGAAACAGUCGUCACAAAUCACCUUACAGGCUCAGCAAGAGAGAGAAAAUUUCCAAAGAGAGAAAAACAAUUUGCUCAUUAUGCUUCAGAAGGAGAGAGAGAAACUGGCGUCUUUGGAGGGAAAAUAUGCAGAGUUGUCUGAGGGCCAGAGUUUCGCUAACAACCCUGCAGCCAUUACAGAGCACUUACACUCUCUGAAGGAAAGAAGAAGAAGCAGCGGCAGCAAAGAAAACUCUUCCCACCCGAGUGACGGGCUGUCUCAUAAGAGGAGCCAGCAGGUCCUCAACUCUUACGGCAGAUCCCUUGGACGCACGCUUCCUCCAAAGGCCCACCUGCCUCUUUCCCAGAGCUCCAGCUGUGGCAGUGUCAUCCCACCAGGAUUCAGCUUCUCCCCGCGGGAAAUGAACGUCCGCCACCGGCCCAAGACAGGCAACAGUCACGCACACAUGAAUGAGGAAAGACAGAGGAGGAGCGAUUUUUGCAGAGGGAUGGUCUCUGAGCCUAACAUGUUCCUGGAGUCCUUCACAUAUCCGGACAACAGCCAGGCCUCUGACACAGUCAGCGUGGACAGCUCUGACAGCUUGGAGACCAGCUUCUCAGCCUGCUCCCCAGACAACAUUUCCAGUGCCAGUAUGUCUAAUAUGAUGAAGAUUGAGGAGAUGGAGCGUCUUCUACGAGAGGCCCAGGCAGAGAAACAGAGACUCCUCGAGCAUCGAGAGCGUGAAAUGGAGAUACGUAGGCAGGCUCUGGAGGAGGAACGAAGAAGAAGAGAGGAGCUUGAGAAACGUCUGCAGGAGGAGACAAGCAGGAGGCAGAGGCUGGUUGAGAGAGAGGUUAAGCUCAGGGAGAAACAAAGGUCUCAGUCCCGGCUGUUGACUCGCUACCUCCCUGUAAGGAAGGACGACUUUGAUCUUCACGGCCACAUCGAGGCAGCGGGACACAACCCAGAUGCCUGCUUCCAUCUGGCCAUCACUGAUAAAACCUGUCGAGGAUUCUUGGUCAAAAUGGGCGGCAAGAUUAAGACGUGGAAGAAACGCUGGUUUGUCUUCGACCAUAAUCGCAGAACGCUUACCUACUACGCAGACAAGCAUGAGACCAAGAUGAAAGGAGUCAUUUACUUCCAAGCCAUAGAGGAGGUUUACUAUGACCAUUUGAAGAAUGCACAUAAAAGCCCCAACCCCUCGCUGACCUUCAGUGUAAAGACCCAUGAUCGUGUGUACUACAUGGUGGCACCAUCACCUGAGGCCAUGCGUAUCUGGAUGGAUGUCAUGGUAACGGGUGCAGAAGGACACAUGCAUUUCAUGGUGUAGCUAAACCCUGCAGAUCAGCGUGCCUUUGGUGAAAGUUGUGUUGAGCUGAGACGGAUGAUCAUCAGGUCAACAAAUGAACUUUUGUUUACACUUGAGGUAUCUGUAGCCUACAUCUCAUGCUCAGAAUCACACUUUAAUGUAAUCAUGUAUAACAGGACAAAAAAGGUGAUAUAUAUGUUUCAUAAUAAGCUAUUUAGUAAGUUUUGUAUUUGUACUUUAAGUGACUGAAGCAUUCCUAAAACUUCAUACCAGUUUCUAAAUUUUUCAGCUUCUUACCUUCGUUUAAAACGUCCCACCCUGCAGUAUGUUUAGGCUUUUUUGUAUUUAAAUCUUGAUCAGGGAAGGCUCUAAAUGAUCACUCUUGAUGUCUGCUGCACUUCUGAAUUGCAGUACACACUAAUGCUGCUUCUUUCUUUCUUUUUUUUUUUUUUUAAGAUAAAAAAAGAUGGGCUUUUUAGUGCCUUUAUUGGACAGAGGAGGACAGUGGAUAGAGUUGGAAAUGGGAUGAGAAUGGGGAGAGACAUGCCGCAAAGGACCACAGGCCGGGUUUGAACCCCAGCCGCCCAUACAUGGGUAGCGCAUUAGACCACUAGGCCAUCUGCACAACCAUGCUGCUUCUUUCUAACAGAUACCACCAGCCUUUUAUACACAGUAGCUUACUGGAGGUGUCAAGCUCAGACUUAAACGUCUGCAUCCUUUUCCUCUAUAAUGAUUGGGCCAAUUGUCGUUUUAUCUGUGACAGAUUAAAAUUCUUUUUACUUUUUAUGCCGAGCUCUAUCAUACAUGGACUCAUGACGUUGGUAACAACUAAGGGGUGGGAAUAGUAGAGUAACUCACGUUACAACCCCGUGAUCAUGGCAUAGGAUAAGGGCACAGCCUGCAGUAAUGUGUAAAUUGCAAGACAAUUAUUUGUCACAAUGUGGAAUUAACUUAGGAAAGAAAAAUUGCUAAAUCACCACCAUUAGAAGUCAUGAAGUGGUAACUAUUCUGUGCUUAUUGUUAUUUUUUAAAACAAUCAUAUUGUAUGGAGUUAUUAUUGUGGCUUAAUUCAACAGCGGCUUUAAAGUUUUGAGACCAUGACAUAAUCAUUUUUUAGGCUCAGAUGUAAAAAAACAAAAAAAGACUACCUUUCCUUUAAAAUCUGCUCUUGUGCUUUAAAACCACCUCAUUUUCCUUAAAUGCAAGACUGUGAGGUCUUAAUGUUUUAUAUUUAUAUUAAAAGAAGGUUAUAGUCUACAUAGACUUGUGGAAAUAAAAUAUUGAAGUUAAAACAACUCAAGUUAAACUUAGCUAUGGCUGAACAGCUGCAGCCAUAAUGUGUUCAUUGACACAUCAGUGCUUAUAAAUCAGAAAAUAAAAAGUAAGAAGUUUUAUAAGUAUCCUGAAUGGGCAUUUAUAGCUACUGUAUUUUUCUUAAAACCUUAAUGUAUGCUGUUGUACAUUUUAGCUUUAACUGCAGAAUAAAACUUACAAAUAAGUACUUCCAGAUUGUCAUAUUACUAAUUUUAGGCCACUUAAGUAAAGAAAAUAAGACCUCUGUAGUUUUUUUCAUUGUCAAAUCUCAGUAUGCACCGAGAAAGCCUAAUUUGCAGUGAGGAAGACAUUUUCUUUUCUCUGUAGUUUUAUUUUUGCCUUUCUGUUGGCACAGAACCAGUGAAGAACUGUUGUUAAUGUAACAGGUUAGAAAAUGAAGAUGCAGUAGAGUCUUAACAUUCAUAAAGAGGGUCUUGAAAAACGUCUUAAAAAGUAUUACAUUUAAUGACAGAUUUUCUGUCUAUACCCUGGAUAGACUGUGUAUCUGUCCCUCAUUACUAUCACAAACUUAUAUUGAAGUAGCGGAAAACCUCUUUGUUUCAUGAAAGGCUUUCAGUGCUGUUCUUUGCUCUGUUUUUCAUAGAGAAAUAUAGUCCAGUUCUGAUGAAACUACUGCUAUUCUAUAGCUAUAUCCAAACUAAUCACUACACCGGAGGCAGCCAUUGUUGUCAGCUUCCAGUACAACUAAACCCGCCUUUAAUUACUGCCUUGUUCUUCUCAAAUACUGCUGAUUGGCUGGAACAGUUUUCAGACUUGGCACAAAUGUUGUAGAUUGGAACUUUGCUAAAUGGAUUUGCCUGAUGACAUAGAUGGAGUCUGGCCUGUCCAUCUGCUUUGCAUGGUUAGGUUUAGAAGCGAGCAGAAGUCAUCUCAACCUAAGGAGACAGAUUUGAGCAUGAUAUUUAGGCAAGCAACUAAAUAUUGGAGAGCAGGUACACAUAUUGAGCACAAGAUCUAAGCAUAAGGGUUUUAAAAUAUAUAUAUAUGUAUAUUAUUUUUCCGAGCAUAAAAUCAAUAAGUCCUGCUCUCAAAACAAACUGUGUACUUAAAUAAAGCUCCAAUAAUAACUCCAUACAUAGGAAGGUACAUUAUGAUUUACUAAUAUAAAAUGCUUCUAAAGGUGAAGUACAGGAUUAAUGUCAGUUUUAUCUCUUACCUUCUUUUCAAAGUUGUCCGACAUCCCACUGUCAGCCUUUUUUGGGCCAAUUAACUUCUGUUAAAUUGACAGGGAAAUGUGUUUUUAAGUGCCAUUUUUUCAAUUAAUUAUUCAUAAAUGCAGCAGUAUGAUUAUUGUAUCACACAAGACGAUGUAUUGCUGUAUUGAUAUUGCAGCCCAUCUCUAGUCUAAAUAUUGCAUAUCUUUUUGUUAAUUUUUAUUACAAUUAUGGAUACAUUGUCACUUUUAUUAAAAUAUAAUUUGUUAGUAUGAUUUUACAUGUUUUAAAGUAUGUUUAUCGCUGCUUCCUGACUGUCAGCACAAGCUGGUCUUGUCACCUGAAUGUCCACCAUCCUUCUGCCAAACACAUCUAAUACUCCCCUCAGGAGAGAUGAUCUUUAGGCACUUUUAUGUUCUAUGGUUAUGAAUCUUAUGCAGUCUUUGGCAAAUAAUCUACUCCUAAUAGAAGAAGAUGUUGCCUGAAUCCAAAUGGUACUGUGUGUCAUUUGUAGCUCUGUGCAGCUGGCUCCCUCUGGCUGCUGUUGAGGCUGCAGGCCUAUUUUGAUGAGGCCAUGUUGUUCAGCAGUGAUGCUGAAUUUACUGCGUCACCCACGUUCCACGUUGGACUUUUAGUUCACUGUUUUCACCAGCAGAGGUCCUCAGUGCUGAGCUUUUGCUCUGAAAAUGAUGUAAUGCUCUGGCUGCUCUGGCCUUAAUGAAAUAGAGCGGCAGCAGUGAUCCAGAUUUCCUGGUAUGUGCAUUAUAAGCACAUUUAUGUCAAUCUUAAGAUUAAGAUCUGCUUUCGAAACAAAGCAGAAAUGAUCAUGUAAGGAUAUAGAACUUAACAUGUUUUUUUAAAUACAUUUUUAAAUACAUAUUAUAAAUCUACAUAUGUGUUAACAUUCACUAUAAGCAACUAACUAAUGGCAUUAAUAAAAGAUUGUCUACACACCAGCAGGAGGUUUACAGACUGCAGAUAAGCCUGCAGCACUGUCAGUGUUAGGCAUGAGUUGGUGCCUGUGCUGGAUGAUUCUCAGUGAAAGGAUUCCUUCCACAGACUUUAUAGGACACAAUCCUUGAAACCAAACAAACAACCAAAUCUUUAUAUAUUUUAAUGAGUUUCAUAUUUUAUAUAUUGUGAAUGAAGAAUAAUUUGAUUAUGCAACAGGUUUUAUAACUGUCAUUUGUACUGUUUCAA
Cheilinus undulatus (humphead wrasse) is the source of this 6995-nucleotide messenger RNA. RefSeq names its product pleckstrin homology-like domain, family B, member 2a (gene phldb2a). Gene Ontology annotation, cellular component: basal cortex. Lineage: Eukaryota; Metazoa; Chordata; Actinopteri; Labriformes; Labridae. The transcript is spliced from 20 exons. Bases 1 to 3327 code for a protein of 1108 amino acids. The record is from RefSeq and is a predicted model, not a curated record. Gene Ontology annotation, biological process: regulation of microtubule cytoskeleton organization.